AUGGCGCAGCGAACGUCGGCGACCCUGGCGCUGGGCGGCUUGGCCGGUGGGCUGGCAUACUUGAGCUCGGGCAGCCAGGCCUUUGCAGCUGCGCCGGCGACUUCGAACCUCCGCCAGCAGCGUGCGGCCCAUGCCGCUCAGGCGCCUGCAUCCUCGGCUUCCACAUCUCUGCCAGCCAUGAUGGCUGGUGGCGCGGUUCUCGCCGCUGCUGCUGCAUCUGGACGCACCAGCCGCUCGCAUGGCAGCACGCCCCUCCCAACCACCGUGCCAGUGAGGAAAUCGGCAACGGCCCGCAAGGCCCUGGACCAGUCCAGCCGUUACGCCGACCUGUCGCUGGAUGAGGCCACGCUCAUCAAGAACGGCAAGCACGUGCUGGUGGCGUACAUCAUGAAGCCGAAGGCAGGAUACGACUACCUUGCUACCGCGGCACACUUUGCCGCCGAGUCCUCUACGGGCACCAACGUGAAUGUGUGCACCACGGACGACUUUACCAAGUCCGUGGAUGCUCUGGUGUACUACAUCGACCCCGACAGCGAGGAGAUGAAGAUCGCCUACCCAAAUCUGUUGUUCGACCGCAACAUCAUCGAUGGCCGCGCCAUGAUGUGCUCCUUCCUGACCCUAUCCAUCGGCAACAACCAGGGCAUGGGCGACGUCGAGUACGGCAAGAUCUACGACUUCUACUUGCCGCCUGAGUUCCUCCGCCUGUACGACGGCCCGGCCGUGAACGUGGAAGACAUGUGGCGCAUCCUGGGCAAGGGCACCAGCAACGGUGGCCUCGUGGUGGGCACCAUCAUCAAGCCCAAGCUCGGCCUGCAGCCCAAGCCAUUCGGCGAGGCCUGCUACGCGUUCUGGCAGGGUGGCGACUUCAUCAAGAACGAUGAGCCCCAGGGCAACCAGGUGUUCUGCCAGAUGAACGAGGUCAUCCCAGAGGUUGUGAAGGCCAUGAGGGCCUGCAUCAAGGAGACCGGGGUGGGUAAGCUGUUCUCUGCCAACAUCACGGCGGAUGAUCCCAACGAGAUGAUCGCCCGCGGCAAGUACUGUCUGUCCCAGUUCGGUCCUUUGUCCGAGAAUUGCGCAUUCUUGGUGGACGGAUACGUUGCGGGAGGCACGGCCGUGACCUGCGCCCGCCGCAACUUCCCAGGACAGUUCCUGCACUACCACCGUGCCGGACAUGGAUCCGUGACUAGCCCCCAGACCCAGCGUGGUUACACCGCCUUUGUGCACACCAAGAUCUCCCGAGUCAUCGGCGCGUCCGGCAUCCACACCGGCACCAUGAGCUUCGGCAAGAUGGAGGGCGAUGCCUCCGACAAGAACAUUGCCUUCAUGCUGCAGGACGAUGCGGCCGAUGGCCCGUACUAUCACCAGCCGUGGGAAGGCAUGAAGCAGACGACCCCCAUCAUCUCUGGCGGCAUGAACGCGCUCCGCUUGCCGGCCUUCUUCGAGAACUUGGGCCACUCCAACGUGAUCCUCACCGCCGGUGGCGGCUCUUUCGGACACAAGGAUGGCCCCAAGCCCGGUGCCGUCUCGUGCCGCCAGGGCGAGGAGGCCUGGAAGGCCUGGAAGGCAGGCCAGUACGGCAACAUCAGCUUGAGUGACGGCGUCAUUGAGUUCGCGAAGACGCACGAGGAGAUCAAGGGUGCCUUCCUGACCUUCCAGAAGGACGCCGACCAGAUCUACCCGGGAUGGAAGGAGAAGCUGGGCUACACGGGCGAGUCCUCGGUGCAGGCGGCCAGCUUCGACUGGGCCAAGAAGGCAUCUGCCGCGGCCUUCGUGGGCUGCAGUGCCCCAGAGCGCACGGUCCAGGUCGCCCGGGCGGUCACUCCGUACGAGUUGCAGGAGAACGUCUAUGCCGACCUGGAGUUCACCAACGACGUCGGCUACCUGCCUGAUGGCACUCCCAUGAACCGGGCAGGCAACGCCAUCAACCACCCGGAGACCAUCGGCCCUGACAGUCACGCUCCGGGCUCCCCUCUGCCACGCGCUCACUUCGUGAACUCUGUGGGUUACCUGCCCGAUGGCACUCCUCUGAAUGCAGCCGGCAACGCCAUCAACCACCCGGAGACCAUGCAGCCGGACUCUCACACCCCCGGUUCUCCUCUGCCAGCAUCCGCGUAUGCAGCUGACAUCGGCUACCUGGUGGAUGGCACUCCGAUGGAGACAGCUGGCAACAACUCUGUGAGGGGUGGUGCUGCGCCCGCAGCUGCCCCUGCACAGGCGCCCGUGGUUGCGGCGGCCGCCUUUGUCGGCUCCUCGGCAGCGACCCCCUCCAAGGUCAGGCACGCUGGAAACUUCGCCUACUCCUUCCAGAAGGACUCCUGGGCCGACCUGGAGUUCAGCAACGACAUCGGCUACCUGCCGGACGGCACGCCCAUGAACAAGGCCGGGAAUGCGAUCAACCACCCGGAGAACAUUCAGCCGGACAGCCAUGCUCCGGGAUCUCCCUUGCCUUCGGCCAUCUUCGUGAACGACGUCGGCUACCUGCCAGACGGCACCCCGCUCAACAAGGCCGGCAACGCCAUCAACCACCCCGAGAACAUCCAGCCGGACCUUCACACUCCCGGUUCGCCGCUGCCUGCCUCCGUCUACGCGCAGGACGUGGGCUACCUUGUGGACGGCACGCCCAUGAGCAGUGCUGGCAACCUUUCUGUGCAGCAGUGA
Symbiodinium natans is the source of this 2658-nucleotide messenger RNA. The record is from the annotation of a GenBank genome assembly. Lineage: Eukaryota; Dinophyceae; Suessiales; Symbiodiniaceae.